Punica granatum (pomegranate) is the source of this 1030-nucleotide messenger RNA. The record is from RefSeq and is a predicted model, not a curated record. Lineage: Eukaryota; Viridiplantae; Streptophyta; Magnoliopsida; Myrtales; Lythraceae.
GUAAGGGCUUAUUUAUAUAAGAAGGCAUCUCACAUCCUUCACAUCUCCUCCUCCCUUCUCUUCCUUCUUUUACAAGAGACAGUGAGAGAAGAUAUAGGUUCUUUAUGUCUGCACAUCAUCCAUGGCUGCAGAUGCUAAUUCAAAUGAUCCGGCUUCAAGUUCCUCUGGAAGCAUGAGAAUUGUGGUCGAGAGUAACCCUUCGGAGUCCAAACUUUCCGAUUUGAACUUCAAGUGCUGGCCAAAGUGGGGAUGCCCACCGGGGAAGUAUCAACUCAAGUUUGAUGCAGAGGAGACAUGCUACUUGCUCAAGGGCAAAGUGAGGGCUUACCCGAAAGGUUCCUCGGACUAUGUCGAGUUCGGGGCAGGAGAUUUGGUCACCAUCCCCAAAGGCCUCAGCUGCACUUGGGAUGUCUCGGUCGCAGUCGAUAAGUACUACAAGUUCGAGUCCUCCUCAUCAUCAUCAUAGGAUUUGCCCCCGGAGCUCAACUGUUUUAUCCUUUCUCUAGCUAUUUUGGUAUCUUCAGUCCCGGAGAGAUCCCGGAGUUAGUCUUGAAGUACGUACUACAUAAGGGGAAACUUAUCCCUCUCCCGUAUUUCCUGAAGAAGUGGACAGUAAACCUGAAAACUCUUCGAAACCACACAUAAUACCAUCGACUCAUGUCGAUCCCUAUCCAGAUUGAAAACAUGAGACUACAACUCUUUUGUCUCGGCGUCGGUCGUAUCGGUUACGUAGUAUUAACCGGCACAGGUUGUAGAGAUCUAGAAAGAGAGGAUUUGUGUGAUUAGUCAAAUGUAAUGUCCCAUUCAAACUAAUCUUCUUUUGGAGUUUUUCAGAUUAAGUUACUAAUUUAAUGAGUCAGUUUGACUGGUCAAACCAUUUUUUUUUUCUGCCUUUAUGCUAAAAAUUUGUUGGGAAUUGACAUAUCGGCAUCCAUGUCUUAUUAUUUGGCAAGUAUUGUGUUGUUUGUUGGCGCAAUAACUUCUCUUUUUGCAUAAAUUGCAUUCACGCCCUCCAAUUGUAGAAUAUUGU